Cavia porcellus (domestic guinea pig) is the source of this 1872-nucleotide messenger RNA. RefSeq names its product FOS like 1, AP-1 transcription factor subunit (gene Fosl1). Gene Ontology annotation, biological process: regulation of transcription by RNA polymerase II. The coding region runs from base 405 to 1232 and encodes 275 amino acids. The record is from RefSeq and is a predicted model, not a curated record. Gene Ontology annotation, cellular component: nucleus. Gene Ontology annotation, molecular function: RNA polymerase II cis-regulatory region sequence-specific DNA binding; DNA-binding transcription factor activity, RNA polymerase II-specific. The transcript is spliced from 4 exons. Lineage: Eukaryota; Metazoa; Chordata; Mammalia; Rodentia; Caviidae.
GCGCCGGCUCGGGGCAGGUGCGCAGAUCCGCAGGGGAAUCCUCGGCCCCACCUGGGCGCGCCAAGGAAAUUGCACCAUGUAUGGGCAGCUACGUCAGAGGGGGCAGGCCCGUCACGGCAGCCGGGGACGCCGAGCCUGCCCAUUCUCCCCAAGAAAAGGCAGCUGCCCGCAGGAGGAGGGAUCGAAGAGCUCGGUGCGGACCGGCGAAAGGCGGCGCGUCUGGAGAGGUGGGGCCCUGAGGGGACCGCGCGGCUCGGAAACGCUCCCACCCCCCCCCGCGGUCGCAGUGGUUCAGCCCGUAAAUUUUUCAUUCAUAAAAAGAAAAGCCUGCAACGCGCGAGUGAGUCAGACCCCGCCAGCCGCGAGCCGCCGACGCGGACCCCACCGAGCAGCCAGCCCAGGGCAUGUACCGAGACUUCGGGGAGCCCGGACCGAGCUCCGGGGCCGGCAGCGUGUACGGCGGGCCCCCCUCCUCCGCGGCGCAGGCGGCCGCCCAGCAGAAGUUCCACCUUGUGCCAAGCAUCAAUGCUGUGAGUGGCAGCCAGGAAUUGCAGUGGAUGGUUCAGCCUCAUUUCCUGGGACCGAGCAGCUACCCCAGACCUCUGGUGUACCCCCAAUACAGUUCCCCACAGCCACAACCCCGGCCAGGCGUCAUUCGGGUCCUGGGGCCCCCUCCAGGUGUGCGGCGACGGCCUUGUGAACAGAUCAGCCCGGAGGAAGAGGAGCGCCGCCGAGUGAGGCGUGAGCGGAACAAACUGGCAGCAGCCAAGUGCAGGAACCGGAGGAAGGAACUGACUGACUUCCUGCAGGCAGAGACUGACAAACUGGAGGAUGAGAAAUCCGGGCUGCAGCGAGAGAUAGAGGAGUUGCAGAAGCAGAAGGAGCGCCUGGAGCUGGUGCUAGAAGCCCACCGCCCCAUCUGCAAAAUCCCAGAAGCAGACAAGGACAGGGAUCCAGGUGGUGCCAGCAGUACCAGUGGCACCAGCAGCCCAUCAGCGCCCUGCUGCCCUGUACCUUGUAUCUCCCUUUCCCCAGGGCCUGUGCUUGAACCUGAGGCAUUGCACACGCCAACACUCAUGACCACACCCUCUCUGACUCCUUUUACUCCCAGUCUGGUCUUCACCUAUCCCAGCACUCCUGAGCCCUGUGCCUCAGCUCAUCGAAAGAGUAGCAGCAGCAGUGGGGACCCAUCUUCAGACCCCCUGGGCUCCCCAACACUCCUUGCUUUGUGAGACACCCAGCUCCACCCCUGCAGAUGCUACCCUCACCAACAUUUCCCUUUCCUCCAUUGGUCCAGCCGGCCUGGAUCACAUUCCAUACUCAAUGAUGGUAGUUCUCCUGCAUCCCUUCUGAUGACACUUGGGCAUAUUUUGCUUUUCAGUCAAGUCAGCUUGGGGCUACCAACACUGAUCACUGUCUCUAGAGCUGGCCUCUCCACCUAAUUUUUGCACUAAAUCAGAGACAAGUAUUUCCCAUAUGUACCAAAGCAAUGCUGGCAAACCAAAAGACUAAGCCUAUUCCAUUCUAGACCACUCCAAACUCCAUCACCCUCUUGUUGUUUUGAUCCACCCACACUCACCCUGACAGAAGGUGCCUUUUUAUCAGCCUAGAACACUAACUUACCCAGCCGCACUGUCAGCAGCACCAGGUGAUUGGACUAGGGUGUUCUGCAAGCCCCUCCUGAUGGCACUGCUCAGGAGGUGCCAGAGGCUUCUGUGAUGCGCUAACCUGCAGCCCCCAGCUCUGAGAAGCCUCUAGCUCCAGGAAAUCCAAGCCCCCACAGAGAGGGCAGCUGCUAUUUAUUUUCCUAGAGAGAGUAUUUUUAUACAGUACUGCCAAAAUGGAAUAAAAGUCUUGAUGCUCUGGCCUGGA